GCAGUCCUGUGGCAUUUCUCUCUCACCCUCGCCUUCUCGCCCCACUGUACAAAACUGUGCCAGUAGGCCGAGUAUCACACGUGAUUCUUCCUAUUAAUUUUUAUACUCCUGACUACUUCACGCGUCUCCAUUUCUCUUUUUUCAACUCAUCUCAAGUCUUGAAACCGAUUUCGAAAAUUUUCCUCACCACUCAAGUGAAAGUUUGCGUUUUUAAAAAUAAAAUUGUAAAGCAUUACUAUUACUACGACACUUCUAAUUACCUUAAUGUCAUCACACAAUUUAUAAAAAAUAAAUCAUGGACAAGCGAAGAUCUUUCGAUAACGGACUAAUGGAACAGGCUCUGCCCAUCCCAGUUCAACUUUAUCUUUGGCGUCAAUUGAGACCAUUUACUAGAGCGAAGCUCGGAAAAUUACACGAGGCAUCAUGUACAUUCUGCCAAAAUGCGCCCGGGCAUCACGAAAUGAAAGAAGCCAGCACGUCUUUCGAAAAAGUACUCGUUCAAAGUCUUCAUAAUGAAUUAACGCCAUCAUUAAUUGAAAUAUUAAAUACUGUACCACGAUGGCGUUUAAUACAGACAGCAUUACCAUACGUAUUGCAUUCAGCAGCUAAUUUGCUCUACAACAAAAAAGAUUUACAAAAUAUCGGACCAAUAGAAACAACGCUAUUGUAUAUUCUUCAUUGGUUUUUACUUGAUGCCGCUGAAGAAUGUGCUGAAACAGAUUCAGAAUUAGGGAUGCAAAAUAAUCCAUUCUAUUAUCUUUACUCUAUACCAACAAUUACUCUAUUUGUAUACUUGUUUGCUCCGCUGAGCAACCAUAUGAAAGAUAUUGACUUCAAAAGCAACUUGCGGCUUGAAAAUGGAGUUAAAAUUUGGGAACCGAUGAAUGAAUAUCGACAUCCAGAGAACUCGUGUUUUACUGCGCACUGCAGACCUAAGCCGAGGUCUUUGUGGUGGAAAUUUUCGAGAUUAGGAAAGCAGUCGACAGAUAUUUUUUUUGGCUCACGUAAAAAGAAUGAUGAAGAUGACAGUCCACCGAGUCAAACUAUCAGUAUGUGUUUUUCAGAACAAAAUUUGCCGACUAAUAAACAAGAUGAUGAAAAUAACUGGGUUUCGUCGCCAAAAGAUACAGUAUUUCCGGAAACUAUACCUGAAGAAAGUUCAAGUAACGAAGAUGAAAAUGUAAUAUACCGAAUGCCUUUUCCUGGUAACGAUAAAAACGGAGAUGGAGUUAAAAAAGUUUUUACAAUAUUUUCCGCCGAGGCGAGUAUUCUUCAUGUAGCGAUGGGUCGCUCUAGUAAAUCUCUUGAGUCAACGCUGACGAUCGAACGAGUAGGGUACGAUAGAUCUGAUGAAAAGACACUUACAACUUUACAGUUUGGCAUUAAAAGUAAAACGAAAGCUGAAAAAAAUGAAAAAAAUAAUCAAGAAAAUGCCAAACAAAAACCUGAACCUCCAAUCCAAGAAAAUGUCCAAGCUGACCAAAAUGAAAACCAAUCGACCCGCGCCCCAAUGGCCACUGUUGACAUUCGCGCGGCAACUUUUAUGGACGUCGCGGUUCUGAGAUGUCUUUUUAUUUCUCAGUGGCAAGAGGAAGGGAUUUAUUGGGCCCUACAAUUUUUAUACAACCGACUACAAAAGAUAAAUGAAGAAACGUCGAUGCAACAAAUGCCCAGAAGACGAAGCAAUUCAUUGCCGAUACCUAAAAUCGAGGUAUCUAUUUAUCAAAGUCCCGAAAGCAAAAAGAAAGAAGACAAAGAAGUUAUCGAUAUGCCUGCGGAUGCACGGGAGCCUUCAACGAUGUCAGACUUGGCGACGAUCGCCGACCUCCCUUACAACACUACCAAUAAAAUUAACGAAGAGGGCAGCCAUAUUAGACGUGCAAGUGAGAAAACAAAGAAGCGCAUGAAGAUGGCUGACUUGAAGGCUUUUGUUGAAACUAAAUUACUAUCCAAGUCGGAGAAAAAUUUAGAGAAAAUUGGACAGGAUGAAUCUAAACAUGAAUUAGAAAAAGACCAAGAAUGUCAUCGAAGUCUCGAUACAGGGGACGAUCAUUUGACGAGACCAACUUCAACGGCUUCAAGAAUUUUUGACGCCCGGGACAUUGACCAGAUGCUUUACCCGUCAAAUUUAAUUAAAGGCAAAAGCAUGCCGAGCUUAAGCUGCUUGAUUAACGAGCUCACUGCUGGUGGAUAUACUGGAGACACAAAAGUCGAGAGGAAGCAAAGUAGAUUUUACAGCCAAUCUUGCGCGGCGCCCAAUCCGAUAAUUACUGUCACAGAACAUACGCCAACUCCGUCACCUGAUUAUUUAAAACGCCAGGGUUCAAUAGAUAGCCAGCUGGACUCGAUAAGCAUCCACGGGAGUAGAUUGAGUUCGGAACGCAAGCCAAGCCUGACUCGAUCUCAAACUGAUUCAAAUAUCACAUACUUGGGUGAUGACAUUCCAGAAGCGCCUGGAUCUGCGUAUUAUAUCACUAAAGAAGGCGAUAUUGAUUAUCAAAUCGUUUUAAAGGCUGUACAUUCGGUGGCCUUGAGAGACGGUACUUACUGCACUCCGCGUGUUUGUGAGAGUAUUUUGAACCUAGUGGAAUUGCUAAUGGAGAUGGGAGUUUUGAAAGAGUGCCUUGAAGAAGAAGCGAGCAAUGCUGGGUCAGGUCAAGAUGUCAAUGAGAAACCUGAACGUAAACACGAUUCUCCAGUAAACGAUCAAGAUCCUCGCAAUGAUCUUGAAGGACGGAAUUGGAAUGCCCAUGCGCUAAUGCUGAAUUGUGUCUUCCGCGUGAUAAAACAUCUGGGCUGCCCCCACGGGUGCGCGGAUGGAAUCCGGGGACCUCAAGCGGACUUUUGCCGUUCCCAAGUCUCCACUAUGCUGAGCAAGCUCUUUCAGGCAAGCUCAAGACAGUUUUCCCGAACUCUACGAUCGAUGAUCUCUAACCAGCCCAUCCCCGAUAUUCUUGAGCUGUUUCACUCCUACGUAGGCUUUUGCGUAGAACCCAGCUCGCUAUUGUCACCUCUCAAUCAAAAGAGAAACGUCAACAAAUCACCUGAAACGGCGAAUCAAACCAGUUACUCAACUAAUUUUGGUCUGGGAAGUGGAAUCCUUUCAAAUAAUACUGCAUCAGUAGCAGCAACAGCAUCUGCUCUAGCUUCUGCGACGGCAGCCUCAGCGACUGCAUCUUACGGCGGUCUCAAAUACGCAUCGCGUACAAUCGAAAGCAAAAUACUUGGUUGUAUUUUCAAAUCUCUUGUAACUCGAUUCGUUUCUAGUUCCCGCGAGUUCAAGUCCCAAGAAAAUAUUGCUAUUUACUGUGAUAUAAAACAAUUUAUAACUUACGUUAAAGAAAACCACGGAGGUGUUUUCCGACGUGUUGCUCUCAGUGGAAUUUUAGAUUCCUCGGACAAACCAAAUAAACGUUGUAAGUCUAGUAUCAUAACUACCCGCGUAAUUCGUCAUAUUCAUCAGUCAGAGUUCGAUGACGAUCUAGCUGACUGUCAUUAUAUUGACGAUCGAGGAACGAGAAAGGCGUUUAAAAAACGCAGCACCUCCUCUACAGGCGCGCUACAAAGCUUAUUAGAGACGGAGCUGAGUGAAGAAAACGUUAAAGUAAGUCAGAGUCCUUUAGGGAACCUGCGUAAGAAACAUCUAUUGACACCACGUCAGAGCGAGCGUAAUUUAGGAAUCGGCGAGACCUACGUCAAUAGAAAGAACCGCAAGUCUACCAGGUUCCAGUUUGGGGGGAUCGUUAACUGGUGCAGACGCGAAUAUGGAAGGACUGAUUCGACUGAUAGCCAUGACAGCAGCGAGUCGCCCAGCGAGGGCAACUUUAUCAGACAGUCGAGCUUUCAUCGCGGGCAUUGUCGCGUUACCAGACCAGGUCGCGGUGUUGGACAGACGUUACAACGUGCAAAACGUCGUGUAGAAAAUAAACUUAAUAAAAUAGGAUUUGGUAAAGGAAAAAAAAAUGAAAGUCUUGAAGAAGCUCCUCAUAAUUAUUUCAGCAGAAGAAAUUCAAUGGAUUUGGGAGACGCGUCGAGGGAAUCAGAGUUUGUUGUUUUGAAGGAAAGACGCUUGGUACCAUGUGAAGCUGUCUUUGAGGGAAUGAAACGAUUUUCAUUUUUACUAGAAACUUGUCAACCUGGUUCAGUACCUGAUCAUCAUUUAAUAGCAGCUAUUCUUGAUCUGCCUUAUGCGCCAGUUGUAGCGCGAGCGUCUCUGCUGCUGGAGUGUGCGCACUUAGUCCAUCAAUGCAACAAAGGCCACUGGCCAACUUGGAUGAAAAUAAACCUUCCGAUCUUCCGGCCAUCUAUUGCAAUGAGCACCAGGAAUGCUCCCAGUGGAUUAAGACGCACGCAUGUUCUCCAACGCGCUGCUGGUAAACUGUUUUAUCAGUGGGCAGAGGCAAUAAGCUCGAGACUCGAAGAAUUUAUGAACGAAGACAAGCAGAAUGUUGAUCAGAUCAUAGCCUUGGUUGCCGAUGAGUCAAAGCAACGGGACCUGGUGAUUGAAGACGAAGAAGAAGACUUUCUUGAUGAAGCAAGCAUAAAUUCGUAUGGGUCGCAGUGUCCAGUAGCCUUGCGCAUGGUCGCGUGUAUCCUGCUCCUCGAAAUCACGGCAUUUCUACGUGAAACCUAUCAGACUUUGCCAAAGUCAUCGCGAUUGUCAACAAAAGAGCGCCCAGCCCCGUGGGAAAGGAUGUACAGCCGAGAAGCUAAUCGUCGAUGGAGCAUGGCACUGUCGUCGAUGGGUCAUUCCCAGACGUCUGCCCAAAGUCUGCAGUCGAUAGCAGGCGACCGUGAGACUGCUGGUGAGUUGAGGGAGUUGAUCGAAAGAGGCUCAUGGAGUUACGCUAAUCCCAUCACCAAUAUAUAUCAUCAACCAUCUGACUCAAUCGCCCUCGACUUUCGAUCAGAGCGAAAAAUCAGCUUUGUCCUUCAUGAGCCUGACAACGAAUCGGAGGGUAGCAGUAAAUCAACUGUCACAAUACAGCCUGACGAUACCAUGACCCAACAACAGCAGCUCAUUAAUGACGCGAUGCUCAGUCGUAAUGCCGACAAGAAACGUGUUUCAGCAACACCAAGUGGUAGGCCAUUCUUACUACGGCGCGGUACUGCCGGAAAUACUGGAUCAUUCAAACGACGUAGUCUUAAAUUGCGUCGUAAUACUAAAGAGGGAAAAGACAUGGAGUGUGAGGCUUUUGUUCGAUCGAUAGAUGCAGUAAGACGAGCGGACUCGAUCCAGUCCAAAAGGAAAGUCAGCUCGCUGUCAGAUCGCAGUGACACAUCCGAACAAGGUUACGGUGGUGAGGUAAGCGGUGAGGAAUCUCCAGGAAUUUUAAGUGACGAUCAGCCACCUGAGAGCCCGAGUGACUCCAACGAUACUGAUGACACCAACAAAAACUUUCCCUGGAUGAAGGUUUUGGUCCAGUUUACUGGGACCUCUAAUUUCUUCUGCUCGCAUCAGAACUUCUGUCAUCCAUAUUGUCAUCGACGGCAGAUGCGCGCCUGCGCACGGCUCAUUAAAUCUGUGAGAAAAGUUUAUGGAGAGGAGUUUGGAAUAAUUAAUGAGGCAUCGACUUUUGAUUUUGAUGGGGAUGCUAAGAAGGAUGGAGCUGACGGAAAGAAAGACAAGAGGAUGAGGAAAGUUUCUGAUCAGACCAGCGCUCAAGUGUCGCCUGUCAGAAGAAAAGAUAGUGUAGGUCGUAAAUUCAAAAUUGAUAAAAAUUCAGAUGGAUCGCAAUCAGGACGUCUGACCGGAUUAAUAAGAGACUCAUCCAAAGACUUAGCAGACCAAGACUCUGAACGUGGAGGUUUAUCAUCUCGAAAGUUUACCGAGGAUAACAAUGAAGAGGAAAAAGAGCCUCCGGUGAUACUAAAAUACAUAAAGACUCAAGUUAAAGAAGCUUUUCACGCGCCAAUAGCGACUCUAGUAAAAGGCGCAGUGGUAAUGUCCGAAGAUCUAUUUGUCGACGUGCUACCGGUUGCUUGGGAGUUACUUCUGGAAGCCAACCAAGAGGUCGCUGCAUCCGCGGCGUCUUUGUUCAUCAUCGCGGCAGUCCGGGCGCCAAAUCAAGCCAGCGAGCUUAUGCACCACGGCCUCCAGCAUUCUAACUCCGCCAUUCGCAUCAACGCUAUUCUAAAAUUUCAAGUUUUGUGGAAAUUGCGAUAUCAAGUCUGGCCUAGAAUGGAAGAAGCAGCUCACGUUACUUUCAAAGUUCCCCCUCCGGGUAUUGAGUUCACUUUGCCUUCACCAAAAAUUGGUAUAGAAUCACUUCCGGUGGUUGAUCCGCCUUGGAUGCCUCAGGUUAAAACAAAAGUAGAAGAAGUAACUAUAAAUCAAGAGCGUCAUCGAUCAUUAGUGACAGCUACUAAGACUAGAAAAAAACAACAAACAGAGUUGAUAAAGAAGGCAUUACAGGCACAGGAUGAUAAGAAGCGCGAGGAACGAGAGAAUUUUUUGAUUACGACAAUACCGAUCACAGUCCAGGCUGCGUACGAACCCAGUCCCGUUGGUGACGAUCACGACGAAGGCAAUGCUGACGACGACGCCGCUGAGACUCAGCCCCGGAACAUGACUCACCAUGGGCAGUCAGCACUUUCACUCUUCCCUUCCUCGCUUUGCUCCGCGAUCGUCCAGAUCAUCAACUUGCUCGACGACGCCGCGGUCUCCGAUGACGGAAACGCCGUCUACGAGGUCGCCUACCAGGUCAUCUGGAGUUGUCUCGUCGAGGACAGCGCUCUCUUUCUUCGUUACGUCUUGGAACGGCUCACCCGUGAGAAACAAGAGCUUAUGUUCAAAAUACUCCGUCACUUGAUACGAUUCGUUCCAAGGCUUCCUCAGCAAGCGGCAUUUGCUCUCUACAAUUACAUUAUAGGUUAUGUAAUGUUCUACGUAAGGUCGCCGCAUGAGGAAGGCCAGAAGCAUAUCGGAACUGCUCUGUCGAUACUCUGGAUGGUCGUUCAUAGUGUACACGGAAUAAUGUUUAAAGACUUGAAACAAAUAUUAAGAAAAGAACAGUGCGACGCAUCGAUAUUACUCACAGCUAAUGUUCCCUCCGCGAAGAAGAUUAUUGUACAUGGUCCUCAAGAUCCUGACGCUGGUGGUAUUCCUUCGCAGUUUCCUGUUCAGGAAGACACUCAGUUUUGUCAGAUUCUACGGGAGUCAUUGGAUUUCUUCGGGAUCGAGGAACAUAAGCACAAAGAAUAUUUUCUAGUUGACUACAAAACUCACCAAAUUCACAACCCGUCGUCUUAUGUCAGAGAUUAUUAUUUUUUCAAGAGAUCUCAGUAUCCGCAACUGGAACUGAUUCACAUGAAACCUGAAGACGCUUUCAAUGCCUUGCAGCGACAAGAACUCGUUCACAAAUUUGUUGAAAUAGGAAAAGUUUUAUUGACUUGGGCCAUUUUGAAAAAUGUUGAUAUGGUGGUUCAAAGAGUUGUUUUUCUGCACGAGGAACUUAUGAAGCUUCCGGCGUUUCCUCGUAAAGCUUUAGAAGCUGACUUGGAUCUUUAUAAAGGCGGAGAAAUUGGCAGAGAACUGCUUGGACUAGAUGUGAUGCACAAAUUUAUGUGGGUGAGAUUGAUAGCCCGGAUGUUUGAAGCUAUGGCAGGUAAUUUCGCGUACUCGGGAGACAUCCACUUGUUCCUGAAUGUCCUCAACGGUGCAAUAAUUCUACACAGCGAGGACUCGUGUAUUUUGCGCUACGUAGUCGCGACUUAUAUAAACGCGGCUCACAAUUUCAAAAAUAUAUUCUCGACAAAUGGUUAUUUGCUGAUAAUGCCGACACUUUUGCAGCUAUACUCUACUCAUCAAACAAACAAGCUUGUUACGACAACUGUCGAGUACGCGGUAAAACAGUUUUAUCUGAUGAACCGGAAGCCAUUUAUCUUGCAAAUGUUUGGAAGUGUUUCAACGAUUCUAGACACUGAUGAGACCAGCACUCAUGGAGAUGCCCACAAAGUACCUUCUAUAUGUUUGUUUAAUUUGUUGAUGAGUUUGGAAACGCCCUCACCUGAUCCGCUCAACAUUGGGGAACUUGUUAAAGAAGAAAAACCUCUUAAAGCUAUUGAUUUUUGUUAUCACGAUGAAACUGAAAUGGUUUCUGUGCUAGAUUGUAUUUCGCUUUGUGUUAUGGUAAUUGCUUAUGCUGCUGACUCUAUUCGCGGGCAACAGAUGCUGACUAUUUUGGAAGCCAUAUUGCCAUGUUACGUUCAGCAAAUCCAAUUGCCAACGUACAACCGCGAAGGAAAAACGGAAAAGGAAAUAAUAAACCAAUUGGCGAUAGCGGUUAAGACUUUGGUAAAUAAUUCCGAAGCUUUGACAAAAUACUAUAAUGGUCCGCAGAAAUCUAGUCCUGAGCACAAAGGAUCGAGUCAGAGGAACUACGGCAAAGGCCCUUACUCACCUGGGUUCGAGUACGAGGAUGAAACGCACACUACCAAGUACUUGGAACAUACCAAAGUUAGGACUUUUUACGAGCGAGAUAACGAUGACGCGGAGAGCUCACACAAAAAUGAAUUCCGAAGGCCUAGGGAUACUUUGUUGAAUAUUGUGGGAGAUUUUGUUGCAAGAACUUCUGUGAGACUUGCUGAGCUGAAUAAAAAAUCACAGGACGGCAAAACUAUUGAGUUAUUGGACUCAAAGUGUCACGUGCGACUGGCUGAUGUUGCACACAGUUUACUGAAGAUGGCGCCCUAUGACUCUGAAACAAUGGGUUGUCGGGGUCUGAGACGUUACAUGAACGAUGUGCUGCCAUCUACCGAGUGGUCGAAUGACGAUAUGAGACCCGCACUGACAAUAAUCCUGCGACGUCUCGAUAAAACUUUCAGUAAAAUUUACAAAAAAGCAUCAGUGCGUCGCAAUACCGACUGGGAGGCGGCCAGCUAUUUACUGAAAGGAAUCUACGAGACUCUGUCCCGCUAUCCCUAUAUUGCGCACUUUCAGUACUUCAAAACUCUUCUCAGUACUUGCCAAGCAUUGAUAGUCGGUGACACAGGCCUAGUAGAAGUAACUUCCGGUGCCUCAGCAGCUCUGAUGAGCAAAAUACCACCCCAGCAUUUCUGUUCCACUGUACUGAGACUCAUUGCCUUGCAUGUGAUCUCUCUAGGCGAAGGAUACUCGCUGGAGAACGUUUGUGGAGGCUCAACAAUGUUCGCUUCUCAAACGCGGACCGAAAACAUGCUUCUCAAUUUACUGAUUCCUCUAUUUCUGCGCGUUGGUACUGGGCGCAAAGAUGUUCCUAAAUUGAGGCCAGCGGAUUUGAGCUUCGCUUUAAUAGCUGUCCUUAAUACUCUGUGGCCAACCGGAACCAAAACGAUGCCCAUGGCUAUGCAGAAUUUGAAAGCUACCACAGAUAUGAGAGCCGGAAGUCUUACUUUCGCUGCUCGAGACACUAAAGUUUCUAUGAAACUCUCAAUGUCUCUCUAUCAAGUCGCUUUUUUAGCACUGAAAAUAAUGAUCAUCUGCUUUGAGACCGAAUUAAAAACAGAGUGGACCAAAAUACUCCGCACAAUGAGACUUCUCAACAAACGUAACGAAGCUUCAAUUCACUUGUGGAAUUUCCUGGAGUUUGUAGUCACCCACCGGACUGCUCUCUAUAUCCAAAUGUUGCCUUUUAUUGUUCACAAAAUAGGCCAGCCACCGAUUUCCGAACAUGAACGUAAUAUGCAAACAAUAAUACGCGGAAAAAUAAAUGGAGAUACAUUGGCAUAUCCAAAAUCACGAGGAACGCUGCUUGGUGAUUUGCUUCAUGAGCUUCGGGAUUUAAAGGAAGAAAUUGAAGAUCGUAAAUUUGAUGAAAUGCAACCAGAACCUAAACGAAGUGUAGUAGACAUGCAUCCAGGAGCACCCAAUGCCGAUGGUCAGCCACGAACUCAACGGCCAUCUUUGUUGAACGAUUUAUGGAGCGGAGAAUUGGGCUCUAAAGCUCACAUCAGUCGGACACCUGCAGAGACACCUGGGUCCCAUUCAACGACGCUGCAUUCACUGCCGCACUCGGUUCCGCAGUCGCUGAACUCGGGCAGCGCGAGGUCAUCGAUGCCUAGUCAGGGAUCAGCUCCAAAUGGCGCCACUAGAGCCAUGAGAAGAAACAUUGAUGGGGUUGUCACGUUGACUGCUCCGUAUCUCAAAUUGUCGGUCCUAGGAUCGGUAUCGAGUGCCGGAUCAUCAACUCUCAAAGAUGCUGCCCCUGAGAAUGGGAUUCAGGUUAAGUCUGAUGAUAAUCAACCUAGCGAGCCAACAGGAGAAGUUGUGACGAGUCAGUUGAGUCCAAACAGUCCGAUAGACGACAGUUCAGGGGAGUCCCGACAAGACAAGCCACGAUUACAACGUUCGAUGGGCCAAAGCAAAAAGACUUUUCGGUUAAGAAAAAGUCGACGGACUCAUAUUGAGAUUCCACACUUGAAACUAGAACAAGAAACCCAACCAGUAGUGCCAACAUCCCAAACGCCGCCAGCGUCAGUGGAACAGAAAUCUAGUUUGUUAGUCACUGAACCGCGUACGCGCCGAAGUUACUCGAUGCGUCCCGGCGACCUGGAACGUCUUCCUACGAUGAAUUUGACUCCUGCUCCAGCACUCCAACAGAAUCUGCUGCAUCCAGCUUCUGAUGUCUCCUAUGACGAAGACACAUCCAGCACAUCCGGUUACCGCGAGUCCUAUAGCAUACAGUUGGUAACCAUAGAAGGCCGCGAAGCCCAUCCACCCCCUCUGGCCUCUCCCGACCUCAACGAUCCCUCUACCAGUAGUACUACUACCAAUUGCAUGGCCUUUGAUGGCAGCUCCCCUGACUGCUCAUUGAAUGGCAACAGCGCCAGUGGUGGAGAAAAAACGGCCCUUCUUAAUUCCCAGCAGCGCACUGCGUCACAGCAAUCUCUGCUGAUGGUUUUCCAACCUCAAGACGAAGACACGUUGAUUUAACAACCGGCUUUGGUUUUUAAUUAUAAUAGUAAAGUGAUUCCAAGAAUUGUUAUUAUUGUAAAGUGAUAUAGUUGUAGUUUCUUAAAUUAAAUUUAGAUAUUUAUACGAUUUCGGUAGCUAUUUGGCUGUUUUUAAGGCCUAAUUUGUA
Microplitis demolitor is the source of this 11060-nucleotide messenger RNA. It is a transcript of the gene unc80, whose product is annotated as protein unc-80 homolog. The transcript has 38 exons. Gene Ontology annotation, biological process: monoatomic cation homeostasis. Gene Ontology annotation, molecular function: monoatomic cation channel activity. Gene Ontology annotation, cellular component: cation channel complex; axon. The record is from RefSeq and is a predicted model, not a curated record. Bases 296 to 10912 code for a protein of 3538 amino acids. Lineage: Eukaryota; Metazoa; Arthropoda; Insecta; Hymenoptera; Braconidae.